AUGGUUCAUGUUCCUCCAAAUGUUCUGUUCCAGCGGCUGGAGGAGAACAUCCUCAUUUUUGUAAAGAACGAGCUGAAGAAGAUCCAAAAGGUUCUGGGUUCAGAUUACCCAGAAUGCUUAGAGAGUCGGAAGAAGGAUGAGGAGGUGCUGGAUGGUGAGGAUGAAGAGCAGUGGAGAAGCAGAGAGGCAUUUUUGAAGAUCUCUGUGCACUUCCUGAGAAAAAUGAAGCAGGAGGAGCUGGCUGAGCGUCUGCAGAGCAGACUUCUUGCUGCAGUUUGUCAGCGUGAACUCAAAUCCAACCUGAAGAAGAAGUUCCAGUCUGUGUUUGAGGGCAUCGCUAAAGCAGGAAACCCAACCCUUCUGAAUAAGAUCUACACAGAGCUCUACAUCACAGAGGGCGGGACUGCAGAGGUCAAUAAAGAACAUGAGGUCAGACAGAUUGAAACAGCAUCCAGGAAACCAGCCAGACCAGAAACAACCAUCAGACAAGAAGACCUCUUCAAAGCCUCAGAUUCAGGAGAGGAACCAAUCAGAACAGUGAUGACUAAGGGAGUGGCUGGCAUUGGGAAAACAGUCUUUACACAGAAGUUCACUCUGGACUGGGCUGAAGCAAAAAACAACCAAGACAUACUGUUCACAUUUCCAUUCACCUUCAGAGAGCUGAAUGUGCUGAGAGAGAAAAAGUUCAGCUUGGUAGGACUUGUUCAUCACUUCUUCAGUGAAACCAGAGCAGCAGGAAUCUGCAGGUUUGAAGAGUUCCAGGUUGUGUUCAUCUUUGACGGUCUGGAUGAGUGUCGACUUCCUCUGGACUUCCACAACAAUGACAUCCUGACUGAUGUCACAGAGACCUCCUCAGUGGAUGUGCUCCUCACAAACCUCAUCAGGGGGAAUCUGCUUCCCUCUGCUCGCCUCUGGAUAACCACACGACCUGCAGCAGCCAAUCAGAUCCCUCCUGAGUGUGUUGGCAUGGUGACAGAAGUCAGAGGGUUCACUGACCCGCAGAAGGAGGAGUACUUCAGGAAGAGGUUCAGAGAUAAGAAGCAGGCCAGCAGGAUCAUCUCUCACAUCAAGACCUCACGAAGUCUCCACAUCAUGUGCCACAUCCCAGUCUUCUGCUGGAUCACUGCUACCGUUUUGGAACAGGUGUUGAAGACCAGAGAGGGAGGAGAGCUGCCCAAGACCCUGACUGAGAUGUACAUCCACUUCCUGGUGGUUCAGUCCAAAGUGAAGAAGGUCAAGUACGAUGGAGGAGCUGAGACAGAUCCACACUGGAGUCCAGAGAGCAGGAAGAUGAUCGAGUCUCUGGGAAAACUGGCCUUUGAUCAGCUGCAGAAAGGCAACCUGAUCUUCUAUGAAUCCGACCUGACAGAGUGUGGCAUCGAUAUCAAAGCAGCCUCAGUGUACUCAGGAGUGUUCACUCAGAUCUUCAGAGAGGAGAGAGGACUGUACCAGGACAAGGUGUUCUGCUUCGUCCAUCUGAGUGUUCAGGAGUUUCUGGCUGCUCUUCAUGUCCAUCUGACCUUCAUCAGCUCUGGUGUCAAUCUGCUGUCAGAAGAACAAACAACCUCCCUGUUGUCUAAAGUCUUUAGAGACAAACCUGAGCCAAUGCUUCUCUACCAGAGUGCUGUGGACAAGGCCCUACAGAGUCCUAAUGGACACCUGGACUUAUUUCUCCGCUUUCUCCUGGGUUUUUCUCGAAAGACCAAUCAGAAUCUCCUACAAGGUCUAAUGGCACAGACAGAAAGUCGCUCACAUACCAAUCAGAUACAGACAGUCCAGUACAUCAAGGAGAUGAUCAGUGAGAAUGUGUCUCCAGAGAAAAGCAUCAAUCUGUUCCACUGUCUGAAUGAACUGAAUGAUGGUUCUCUAGUGGAGGAGAUCCAACAGUCCAUUAGAUCAGGACGUCUCUCCACAGAGAAACUCUCUCCUGCUCAGUGGUCAGCUCUGGUCUUCAUCUUACUUUCAUCAGAGGAGGAGCUGGAGGUUUUUGACCUAAAGAAAUUCUCUGCUUCAGAGGAGGCUCUUCUGAGGCUGCUGCCAGUGGUCAAAGCCUCCAACAAAGCUCUACUGAGUGGCUGUAACCUCUCAGAGAGAAGCUGUGAAGCUCUGUCCUCAGUCCUCAGCUCCCAGUCCUGUAGUCUGAGAGAUCUGGAUCUGAGUAACAACGACCUGAAGGAUUCAGGAGUGAAGCUUUUGUCUGCUGGCAUGGAAAGUGCACACUGUGAACUGGAGACUCUCAGGCUGUCAGGCUGUCUGAUCACAGAGGAAGGCUUUGCUUCUGUGGCAUCAGCUCUGAGCUCCAACCCCUCCCACCUGAGAGAGCUGGACCUGAGCUACAACCAUCCAGGAGACUCAGGAGUGAAGCUGCUUUCUGCCGGACUGGAGGAUCCUCACUGGAGACUGGAGACUCUCAGGGUGGAGCCUGCUGGAGUCCGAUGGAUGAGACGAGGUCUGAGGAAGUAUUCCUGUGAACUCACAAUCGACACAAACACAGUAAACAGAAAACUCAAACUGUCUCAGAACAACAGGAAGGUGACACAUGUGGAGGAGUAUCAGUCACAUUCUGAUCAUCCAGACAGAUUUGACCACCGGCCUCAGCUGCUGUGUAGAACUGGUCUGACUGGUCGCUGUUACUGGGAGGUCGAGUGGAGAGGAAGCGUUUAUGUAUCAGUGAGUUACAGAGGAAUCAAAAGAAAAGGAGACAGUCAUGACUGUUGGUUUGGACACAAUGAUCAGUCCUGGAGUCUGAUCUGUUCUGAUAAAGGUUACUCUGUCCGUCACAAUAAGACAGUAACACACAUCUCCUCCUCCUCCUCCUCCUCCUCCUCCUUUGGUAGAGUAGCAGUGUAUGUGGACUGUCCUGCUGGCUCUCUGUCCUUCUACAGAGUCUCCUCUGACUCACUGAUCCACCUCCACACCUUCAACACCACAUUCACUGAACCUCUUUAUCCUGGGUUCUUGCUCUGGUCCAGUUCUGGUUCCACAGUGUCUCUGUGUUCAUGCAAAGGACGGAGAGUCUCAUACUUGUAGAGAACCCCCCCCCCCACCGUCGACACCGCUAGCGCAACCUCCCCCGGAGCCAGAACAGUUGAGAACCACUGAUUUAGAUAUUGGGCCCUAAUUAAUAAUUUCAUAUUUUGGGGAGUUUUUCCUGUGCCGAUGUGAGGGUUUGGGGACAGAGGAUGUUGCAUGUGUACAGACUGUAAAGCCCUCUGAGGCAAAUUUGUAAUUUGCGAUUUUGGGCUAUACAAAAUAAAAUGAAUUGAAUUGAAUUGAA
Pungitius pungitius (ninespine stickleback) is the source of this 3277-nucleotide messenger RNA. Its product is annotated as NLR family CARD domain-containing protein 3-like. The record is from RefSeq and is a predicted model, not a curated record. The coding region runs from base 1 to 3030 and encodes 1009 amino acids. Gene Ontology annotation, molecular function: protein binding. Gene Ontology annotation, biological process: intracellular signal transduction. NCBI's taxonomy places the organism in Eukaryota, Metazoa, Chordata, Actinopteri, Perciformes, Gasterosteidae. The transcript is spliced from 7 exons.